Messenger RNA from Erigeron canadensis, 1073 nucleotides. RefSeq lists its product as uncharacterized. NCBI's taxonomy places the organism in Eukaryota, Viridiplantae, Streptophyta, Magnoliopsida, Asterales, Asteraceae. The record is from RefSeq and is a predicted model, not a curated record. The coding region runs from base 386 to 1072 and encodes 228 amino acids. The transcript is spliced from 2 exons.
CACCGCUGCGUCAACACCGUCGUCCUCCGUCAUCUAACACCGCCGUACUUUCAAUCAACACUUUCUUCUUCUUCCUCGUUAACUACAGAUUCCGGCAAAUAAUCCUAUUGGAUCAAUUUUCAGAAUCCGGCCAGCUAGGUUUUUUCCUCUGAAAUUGUAAAUUGUAGAUUCAGGCCAACUAGGUUUUUUCCUCUAAAAUUAGAAAUUGCACAUUCCGGCCACCGGUGUUUGCUUCCUCCAUCAAUCCGAAACUGUCUUCUUUUUCCAAAUUCUGGCAAAUUUUCCAAUACAAAUGGAAAAUAACAAUGAAGAAGUUAAUUCAAAUGAAAAGCAAGCUGAAUCUGAAUCUGAAUCAAAAGUUGAAAAAGAUAUCUGUUGACCGACGAUGGAACUGGAUAAGCAUUCCAAAAAGCCACUAAAGAAACCAAAAUAUACCCUAUACUUGCAAGAUGUUGAAAAGGUUGUAAAUCUUGGGGUCAGAAAAUACGCCUCUACUACAGUUUUCGAUGAGCCUUCGGUGGUUGCGGGUAUCAAUCAUUUUUUGGAUUCCCAAGCUAAACCACUGCUGGUGAAGCUAAACCAUCUAUCUAGCUCUAAGGAACAAGUAGCUGUAGUAAUUGAUCAUAGUGAAGAUGAUGAAGAAGAAAAAAGGAUAAACCUUCAAAUGGGAAAGCCAAAAAGUGCAGUAGAAUUAGCUCAAUUAGAGGCUCAACAAUCUGCACUGACGAUGAAAAGAAACGCAAGAAAAGUUGGAAGAUUGGAAAAUGUUAGGCGUAUUAUGGAAUGUUCUACAAAAGAUCAACUUGUGAAAUAUGAUGCCAAGACACUAGCAAGGACUGCCAUGUGGUUUAAAAAUUUGAUAAUGUCCCUUCAAAAUAUUAUGAAAGAAUACCCAGGAUCAAAUGAGUAUUCAGGAAAUUUGGACCAGGUGCAAAGGGAUGGAAAGAUAAAGGAGGGAAACGUGGAUGUCCGGGUGAAAAAUGUGCAAAAGGAAGGACAACUGGCAAACAAGAACAUUGUAAAGCCAAUGUCAUAUUUGAAUAAGGCAAAAUCGGGGAUGACGAAGAAUUGAG